GGGACCUGCCUGCCGUUCGUGGGGCGGGUCGUGGGGCGGGGGUCCCGGUGGAGUCCCGGGAAGCUGAGUGCGACCGGCGGCCGCCGAAGCAUGAAGAAGGGGUAAAGGCACGAGCCGCCACGAUUUCACGGUAAACUAAUACAGAGGCUGAUCUCAAGAUGCCACUGGUGAAAAGAAACAUUGAUCCUAGGCACUUGUGCCACACAGCACUGCCUAGAGGCAUUAAGAAUGAACUGGAAUGUGUAACCAAUAUUUCCUUGGCAAAUAUAAUUAGACAACUAAGUAGUUUAAGUAAGUAUGCUGAAGAUAUAUUUGGAGAACUGUUCAAUGAAGCACAUAGUUUUUCCUUCAGAGUUAACUCAUUGCAAGAACGUGUGGACCGUUUAUCUGUUAGUGUUACACAGCUUGAUCCUAAAGAAGAAGAAUUGUCUUUACAAGAUAUAACAAUGAGAAAAGCUUUCCGAAGUUCUACAAUUCAAGACCAACAGCUCUUCGACCGGAAAACCCUGCCUAUUCCAUUACAGGAGACAUAUGAUGUUUGUGAACAGCCUCCACCUCUCAAUAUUCUCACUCCUUAUAGAGAUGAUGGUAAAGAAGGCUUGAAGUUUUAUACCAAUCCUUCAUAUUUCUUUGAUUUAUGGAAAGAAAAAAUGCUGCAAGAUACAGAGGAUAAGCGAAAGGAAAAGAGAAAGCAGAAGCAGAAAAAUCUAGAUCGUCCUCAUGAACCAGAAAAAGUGCCAAGAGCACCUCAUGACAGGCGGAGAGAAUGGCAGAAGCUGGCCCAGGGUCCAGAGCUGGCUGAAGAUGAUGCUAAUCUCUUACAUAAGCAUAUUGAAGUUGCUAAUGGCCCAGCCUCUCAUUUUGAAACAAGACCUCAAACAUAUGUGGAUCAUAUGGAUGGAUCUUACUCGCUUUCUGCCUUGCCAUUUAGUCAGAUGAGUGAGCUUCUGACUAGAGCUGAAGAAAGGGUCUUAGUCAGACCACACGAACCACCUCCCCCUCCACCAAUGCAUGGAGCAGGAGAUACAAAACCCAUACCCACCUGUAUCAGUUCUGCUACAGGUUUGAUAGAAAAUCGUCCUCAGUCGCCAGCAACAGGCAGAACACCUGUGUUCGUGAGCCCCACCCCCCCACCUCCUCCACCUCCUCUUCCCUCAGCCUUAUCAACUUCUUCAUUGAGAGCAUCAAUGACUUCGACUCCUCCCCCUCCAGUCCCUCCCCCUCCCCCACCUCCAACCACUGCUUUGCAAGCUCCAGCAGUGCCACCACCUCCAGCUCCUCUCCAGAUUGCCCCUGGAGUUCUUCACCCGGCUCCUCCUCCAAUUGCACCUCCUCUAGUACAGCCCUCUCCUCCAGUAGCUAGAGCUGCCCCAGUGUGUGAGACUGUACCAGUUCAUCCACUCCCACAAGGUGAAGUCCAGGGGCUGCCUCCACCCCCACCCCCACCUCCUCUGCCUCCACCUGGCAUUCGACCAUCAUCACCUGUCACAGUUGCAGCUCUGGCUCAUCCUCCCUCUGGGCUACAUCCAACUCCAUCUGCUGCCCCAGGUCCCCAUGCUCCAUUAAUGCCUCCAUCUCCUCCAUCACAAGUUGUUCCUGCUUCUGAGCCAAAGCGUCAUCCAUCAAGCCUGCCUGUAAUCAGUGAUGCCAGGAGUGUGCUACUGGAAGCAAUACGGAAAGGUAUUCAGCUGCGCAAAGUAGAAGAACAGCGUGAGCAGGAAGCUAAGCAUGAACGCAUUGAGAAUGACGUUGCCACCAUCCUCUCCCGCCGUAUCGCUGUGGAAUACAGUGAUUCAGAGGAUGACUCAGAAUUUGAUGAAGUAGAUUGGUUGGAGUAAGAAAAAUAUAUUGAUAAAUAUACAAAACCGAAUGCAGAUGUCCUUUGUGGUGCUUGUUCUUUGAAAAUGUUUGGUCAUUCUAGUGUUUUGCUUUCUUUUCCUUAUAAUAAAUAAUGCUUUUCCCCCGUUAUUUUUUAUUUUUAAGAAAAAUAUUAGCAUACAUUUCUAACUAAAUGUUUUACAGUGGCUUAUUUUAUUUUUGUUUUCCUGAGAAAACAUAAUUUGGUCAAAUAAACCACUAAGUAUUAAGCAUGUACAGCUGUUGUUAGAGUAGCAGAUUCAGUUUUUUGAUAUAUCUUAAUUGUGCACUUUGUGAAUUUUAAUUUAAAGAAAGCAAUUGAGAUUGGAACCUUGAGGGCAGCUGUGUCUAUAAAUGAGCCUUACUCCAUUGCCUGAUGUUUUAGAAGAAGAAACACUUCCUUGGUUAUAGGGAUAUACUCAGAAAGUACGUUUAGCUUGUAGUGUUGAAUUCUUAAAGGAAUGCUUGAAUUGUUUUUAAUUAUCGUUUCUUUGUUUUUAAAUACUUGCCUUAUUUGAAUGUUUAGCAGUACCCUUUCCCACUUACAUAUGCUGUGGUAUGAUUUUGCUUGCAUAUAGGAGUUAAAUUUUUUUUUCAUGUGAAAUACUAUGACUUAAACAUGUGUAACUUACAUAACUGUUAAGAAUAACAGACUGAUUUAAUAAAUGGUUCAUUUUAAAGGUUC
Molecule: messenger RNA, 2542 nt
Organism: Ochotona princeps (American pika)
Lineage: Eukaryota; Metazoa; Chordata; Mammalia; Lagomorpha; Ochotonidae
Gene: WASF1
Product: WASP family member 1
Exons: 9
Coding region: 159-1838 (559 amino acids)
Biological process (GO): actin cytoskeleton organization; positive regulation of Arp2/3 complex-mediated actin nucleation
Cellular component (GO): cytoskeleton
Molecular function (GO): Arp2/3 complex binding; protein kinase A regulatory subunit binding; actin binding
Source: RefSeq, a predicted model, not a curated record